AUGAUGAGCUUCUACGAACAUCCCUGUGGCACGGUCUCGACCAUCGCCCAUAUAAUCCAAUGUGUCAGUUCGAUCAUCGUUCUCGGAAUCACAGCCUGGGCAGUCCAGGACACCAAGACGUUGGCUGUGAUUUUUCCCUUGGUUAUUUCUGUAUUAACCCCUGUCCUCUGCGCCAUAACACUGAGCACAAGCUGCAUUGCCAAUCGUCGUAGAUGGCAUGUCCUUCCCUUACUCACGUCCGACGCAAUAAUCUCAUACCUCUGGCUCACGUCAUUCAUCUUCCUCGCCCUGAAUUUCAACCACGUCAGUUGCAGCGUGCAUCGCUGGAACGGGGAGGUAGUCUGUAGUCGGAAGUAUGCUGCUGAGGCAUUCAGUUUCAUUGCAUUCUUUAUGUCGAUGGGGGCUGCUGUGUUUGAGGUGUUGUAUCUCUACUACCGGAAGGAAGAUACUUCGCAACAUAUGGAGCAGAGAGUUCCGGAGGAGAGGCUACAGGAGAAUCUGCAAACUGCCGGUGUGAUUCAUUGA
This is a messenger RNA of Penicillium canescens, 525 nucleotides long. Its product is annotated as MARVEL domain-containing protein. NCBI's taxonomy places the organism in Eukaryota, Fungi, Ascomycota, Eurotiomycetes, Eurotiales, Aspergillaceae. The record is from RefSeq and is a predicted model, not a curated record. Gene Ontology annotation, cellular component: membrane. The transcript is spliced from 4 exons. Bases 1 to 525 code for a protein of 174 amino acids.